This is a messenger RNA of Castor canadensis (American beaver), 1819 nucleotides long. RefSeq names its product delta 4-desaturase, sphingolipid 1 (gene Degs1). Gene Ontology annotation, biological process: ceramide biosynthetic process. Gene Ontology annotation, cellular component: membrane. Gene Ontology annotation, molecular function: sphingolipid delta-4 desaturase activity. NCBI's taxonomy places the organism in Eukaryota, Metazoa, Chordata, Mammalia, Rodentia, Castoridae. The record is from RefSeq and is a predicted model, not a curated record.
GACACGAGCCCGGGAUCUGCUGUCGCCUCCGCCUGCGAGCAGCUGGGCGCCGAGCAAAAGCCAGAGCCGGGCCGCGCGCCGCCGCCAUGGGGAGCCGCGUGUCGCGAGAGGACUUCGAGUGGGUCUACACCGACCAGCCCCACGCCGACCGGCGCCGGGAGAUUCUGGCAAAAUAUCCAGAGAUAAAAUCCUUGAUGAAACCUGAUUCUAACUUGAAAUGGAUUAUAAUUCUGAUGGUUCUCACCCAGUUGGUUGCAUUUUACUUGGUCAGAGACUUGGACUGGAAAUGGGUCAUGUUUUGGGCCUACGCCUUUGGCAGUUGUGUUAACCACUCAAUGACUCUGGCUAUUCAUGAGAUUGCCCAUAAUUUCACUUUUGGCCACCACAAGACACUAUGGAAUCGCUGGUUUGGAAUGUUUGCUAAUCUCCCUAUUGGGAUUCCAUAUUCAAUUUCCUUUAAGAGGUAUCACAUGGAUCAUCACCGGUACCUUGGAGCUGAUGGCAUCGAUGUGGAUAUUCCUACUGAUUUUGAAGGCUGGUUCUUCUGUACCACUUUCAGAAAGUUUAUGUGGGUUAUUCUUCAGCCUCUCUUUUAUGCUUUUCGACCUCUGUUCAUCAACCCCAAACCAGUUUCCUACCUGGAAAUUAUCAAUACUAUAUCUCAGAUUACUUUUGACAUUAUUGUUUACUACGUUUUUGGAAUUAAAUCUUUAGUCUACAUGUUGGCAGCUUCCCUACUUGGUCUGGGUUUGCACCCAAUAUCUGGACAUUUUAUAGCUGAACAUUACAUGUUCUUAAAAGGACAUGAAACAUACUCGUAUUAUGGGCCUCUGAAUUUACUCACCUUCAAUGUGGGUUAUCAUAAUGAACAUCAUGACUUCCCCAACGUUCCUGGGAAAAACCUUCCACUGAACUGCACGAUAACUGAUGUCAAUGGAAUCCCAAAGAUCAAAAGAUCCUCUCCUGACUUGCAGCUUCCAGACUCAUCUAAAAUAAAAGAAGUCAAGGAAUCCUACAUCUGUGAUGCAUUAGAGGACCUGAAAUUUUUCUUCAAGAAAAGGAAGGAUAUACUCAGAUUAAUUAACGAAGAUCUGCAUUACUUAUACACUUUUGGACUGAUUUCUUCCUAUGCUGUGGAACUUAUAAAACCCUCCACUGCAAUGGAACACAUUUAGUGUUCUACAAUUUUGAGAGUUCAGCUAGCAGAAGCUCCUGGGUCUGAAAGGAAGACCCAUCAUCAGUUUACCAGACUCACAAUCAGCCAGAGUGGGAGAACAGGUUUUGCUGUCUGUGCAACAGAAGAAGGCAAAACCGGAGUAUGGUGAUAGAAAUCAGACCAGAGAUAACCUGGAGUGAGGCUUGGGAAAGGACUGACUACAAGGAAUACAGAAGUUUCUGGAGUGAUGAAAAUGUUCUACACCUUGACUGAAGUACUGGUGACAUUGGUCAGAUGGCACAGUUACAAUUGAAUGCAAAUUAAAUUUCAAUUUGAAAAGUUCUUGCUUUGCUGACAAGGCCGGCCUCAAACUCAUGAUCCCACUGCCGAGGUCUUCUGAGUGCAGAGGUUGCAAUUAUGUUGUAGACUCAAUAAAAAUCUGUUCUUCAAAGUGCUAAACUGAAUCAUGAAGUAAUCAUGAAGUCACCUGAAGAUCAAAUUCAUAAACAUACAGAUCUUAGUGGUGUCCAGUAACUGUGAAUUAUGACUUAGUUUCCUCUGAAAGAUGUGCAAGCCCUCAAGGGGAAGCUGAGGAGAUGAGAUGGGUUAUAUUCGUUUUCAGAACAGUAUUCAAGCCAGAUACAUUCUGCUCAUGAGAGUUAA